This is a messenger RNA of Lindgomyces ingoldianus, 2297 nucleotides long. RefSeq lists its product as uncharacterized. The record is from RefSeq and is a predicted model, not a curated record. The transcript has 3 exons. NCBI's taxonomy places the organism in Eukaryota, Fungi, Ascomycota, Dothideomycetes, Pleosporales, Lindgomycetaceae. The coding region runs from base 138 to 2297 and encodes 719 amino acids.
GUGGGGCUUUGGGGUCGUUCACCUUUACAAUCACAUCUUUGGGGCCGAGCAUGCGACCUUCCCUUCUGUCGCUGUCACAGGAUUCUUGCAUGCACUGCAGUAUUUGCUGCGCAUGAGCGCGGUCUCGAGUGCCAGUCAUGUCCUUUGGAGUUAGCCCCUCGGAUGUGAUCAAGUUGGUGGAAUUCUCUACCCGUAUCUAUAUCGCUUUCAAGGAUGCAAACGACAAUUCCGAGGCCCAGGUCGAGGCUCUCAUCAAGGAGUUCUCGACCUUUCACCACUGCCUCGUCCAGCUUGACGAGUUGAUGAGGGAAUACGGCAAACCAUUACCUUUUCCUUACCUUGAUUUCAAGGAAACACUCCAGAAAUGUCAAACGACCCUCAAGCCCUACGCGGACAAUCUUGUCGACCACAAGAGAAUGACUGUGAAGAAGUUCACCUACACAAUCAGGUAUAUUGGAAAGGAGACAGAGCUUGAUCGGCUUCGAAAGCAAAUCACCGGACACUAUCAAGCGCUGCAGAUGUGCAUAAGCUUCUUGCAAUUACGACUUCACCUAGAAGCCACUAAACAAACCCAGCGGCUCCUCGACUCGGCUCCAUUUCGUUCCAUGAGCUUCGGUGGCCAGAUGUACUCCACUUACGCCCUUGGAAGUGGUUCAGCGGCUAACAGAAAUGCUCUUCCGGCACCUUCUGAAGCCGACCAGCUGUACAAGGACUGGCUUGUCUUCAACCGAUGGCUUCGAAAUGAAGACGAGAGAAUCGCUCGUGAAGGUGAUAAUCUCACGCGACCGCUAUCGUAUGGCGCAACUCCCGCGAUUACUCCGAGUGGGGAUGCUGAGACGGCAGCGGUUCUAUAUCAUCUACGGAGGGAGCUCGAGGAUGCAAUUAUGGUUGAAGAGAACCGAGCGAAGCGAGUGGCGGUUGAAAAGCGGUCCAACCUUUCGCCAAGCGAUGCGAUCCGCCAGGAAGUUAGAGAUAUGCCACAGAUACCCCAGCGAACGUUCACACUUGACAGCGACAUGUCACUAACUGCUUUCGACGGCCGGUCAGUGGCGGAUUCCUCCGCCACAAUCCGACCCACUUCCAUUAUAUCACCUAAUGUCUCUCCCCGAGGCAGUCCGCAAAUUGAGCAAGGGCCAUUCGCUGCGAUAGAUUGGGGAAACCUCUCUUCUGACCCCAGCCGGGCCUCUUCAGUCUCUACCAACCGUAGCAGCUUCAGUGCCACGAGCCCCGACUCCCGCCCAGGUGUCUCAAGUACGAGUACGGUCGGUACAACCCCCGAUGACCGUCCCUUAAGAGCUAAGUUUUCCGUAUCGAGUCUCGCGACCAUAGCUCUGGGAGACGGCGCACUCGAGUGGAAUAAGUUGUGUAGGAAGGUGCAAGUUGAACGUAGCACGAGCAAGACUGUAGAAAGUAGGGAGUGUGAUGUUCAUUGGCGGUACCGAGAGGACCACGGGCUGAGUAUACGGUCGGUGUAUCGCGAUGAGAGGACGAAAAAAGUACAGGUUUGGAUUGCGCAUCAUUUUCCCGCCACUGGUCCUUCUAUCCCACUGAGCACGAGCUAUGCUGAUGGAGACGUAUCGAUUGACUUCCCAAGGAGCUCCUUCGGGCGGCUUGACAAGAGAUGUACAGAUAUCAAGUACACUUUCGGCGACCACGAGUCAUCCAAGAAGCUUCAAACCCUCCUGUAUACGAACAACGGCAAGGACCAAGCGGACUUGCUGUUUGAUCGACCUAUUAUCACAAUAUCGUCAAACAAAAACAAACCCGAGUGUCGUGGAAAGAAUAUUAGGCUUUGGCGACGAAGAGAAAAGCACGAAGAUUUUGACGGGGUUAUCUCAGUAGACGUCCUCGUUCUACUCUUCUAUACUAGCGCUUUACCCCAAGACCAUGCUCACUGGGUCGAGGAACCUCAUUACGGGUUUGAAUGGCUGGACGAUGCGACCUACAAAAAAAACAGCGAGAAGUUACAACUAGUCUUCUCGAAGGACCCUGGGAAGUGGACACGAGACAAACUAUUCAAGAGAAGGAAAAGUUCUAAAGGUUUCGAGGGAGGCGGUGUAGAACUUGGGGCACUGGCUAGGAUGAACACUGCAACCUCUGUUGCAUCAUCCUCGGCGUUCUCUAUAAGAUCAUCGAAAUCAGAGGUAUUUGGAUGUUCGAAUCGCUCCAAUAAUCUCAAUCGAUUCGGGUACUCAGAGCUCAAGAUCGAAUUUCAGAGUAAGAAAGAUCGAAAAGAAUUUGUGGCAGUGUGGAGGCAGUUUUUGAAACCGUUGGGGUUUAUCGAGGGUAACUCAUAA